Molecule: messenger RNA, 865 nt
Organism: Oldenlandia corymbosa var. corymbosa
Lineage: Eukaryota; Viridiplantae; Streptophyta; Magnoliopsida; Gentianales; Rubiaceae
Source: the annotation of a GenBank genome assembly
GAGAAACCUUUACUAUCCUCAAUUUCUUUUUUUUCCACCAUUUUAUCUCUCUCAAAGAUUCUUCCCCCUCUAUAAUCCCACACAGAAAAACAUAGAAGCAAACAAAAUCCAUCAAACAGAUUUCUUAUCCUAAGCCACCAAAAACUUGAGCUCUCAAAUCUUCUUCAUCAACUAUACUCUCUCUAUGCACAUUACACAUUAAUUCCUAGAUUUUACUGAAACCAACUUACGUACAAAUUAUGUAAUCAGCCAGGAAAAAAAAAAAAAGAACUAAAAAUGCCCAGUGAUUAGUUCAAAACUUUUUCCAUUCUUCUGUAUGGCUAAAAGGGUCGUCAUCCAUGGAAGAAAAACAACAAUCUGUACUUCAUUAGCACUCUUGUUUUUCAUGCUUCUGGUAAUGAUGGCAAAUCUGGAUGAUCAUCCUUUCUGUGGAGCCAACUUCAAGAGGCGGAAACUCUUAGGAUUUUCUGCCACAGAAAAGAGUUCAAGAGAGAUUAGUAGUAACAAUGGAGUCCAAAUAGGUCGGAGGGGAGGAAAGCAUCAUCACUUUUCAUGGAGGGAUAAUUAUGUGUUCAAUGCGAGUGCUCAUGAAGUUCCCAGCGGUCCAAAUCCCAUCUCCAAUAGGUGAGAUAACAUGCAAGAAGAAAGCCUUUGAUGGAAUAGCCAAAAUCUUAGGAUUGAUUUUUUUUUUUCUUUUUUUAUAUUUUUUUGGUGAAUUUUGAAAACUUUAGUAGUGUAUGUAUACAAUGAUUUACACCUUUUGCUGAUAUAUAUGCUGUUUAUUGUUGAUCUAGUCUUCUUCAAUGGAUAUUUUUUUAAUUUUUUUUCUACUAUUAUUGGUAUAUAAUUUUCCAAUCAUGGGUGC